Venturia canescens is the source of this 6072-nucleotide messenger RNA. RefSeq lists its product as uncharacterized. The record is from RefSeq and is a predicted model, not a curated record. Gene Ontology annotation, molecular function: G protein-coupled receptor activity; phosphatidylcholine binding. Gene Ontology annotation, biological process: adenylate cyclase-activating G protein-coupled receptor signaling pathway; regulation of metabolic process. Gene Ontology annotation, cellular component: plasma membrane. The coding region runs from base 657 to 3917 and encodes 1086 amino acids. The transcript has 6 exons. Lineage: Eukaryota; Metazoa; Arthropoda; Insecta; Hymenoptera; Ichneumonidae.
UUCGUGUUAUCGACGUCGCGGCAAACUCCAAAUUCGUGAUCGAUUCGUAAAGAGAUUAUUUUCAUUUACAUUUUCAUCACUUGUUUUCAAGAAAAUGCGAAAAAAACAAUGAACUUUCGACGUUUUCGUUUCAGUGAUUGACUUUUCGAAUUGGUGCAUGGUUUUGAGACUCGCAGAUUAUAGUGAAACGUCAAACUUUGCAAGCGCUCGAUGUUUCGAAGUCUCCGUCACGUGACCGAACGAUCGCACAAAACGAGAUGAAAACUUUGACGACGUCAAAGUUUUUCGGCAAGAUGACGCGUCAUGGGCUGUUCCGGAAAUUCAACAAGAUCAACAACGCCGAAAUUACGGAGUAGAAACAAAACCGGAAGUAGGGGAGAAAAAAGGCCGAGAUAAAUUGGAUGUCCUUGAAAAAAGUGAUCCUCGCAAGCCAGUCAUAUGUAUAUAAAGUUCAGUGGUUCAAUAUACAGCGAGUGAGAGCCACGAAGUAAAAAGAUGUUUUCGUCACUUCCGGACCAGACUUGACUCCUCCGUUGAAGAUAGCGUCGAAAUCAAAACGCCCACAAGUCGAGUGAAUCUUGAAGGAUUCGAGGGUGAAUAAAAAGCUGCGGAGAGGGAAGAAAACGUACUUUUUGUGCGUUUGUUCCAAGCAUAUCAUGUCUACUCUGGCAUCGGAAGCUCUUGGAAUCUCCGUGAGGGGGGAUAUUACGAGCAGCAGCACGACCCUCAUGCCAACAGUGACGAGGGUAGAACCGCGGAUCGAUGUCAAUCCUGUCUCAGUCAUAUUAGCCAUCUCCAUUGUCUUUAUACUUGCUCCAAUCACCAUUAGCAGUAACGCCAUGAUUUUAGCUGCCUUCUAUCGUUACAAGAGGCUCAGAACAGCCUCAAAUUGUUUGCUCGCCUCUCUCGCAGUCAGUGACUUUGGGGUCGGAGUAUUCAUGCCAUUUGGUAUGCACUUGGAACUCUCGGGACUUCCGAAUAACGUGGAAGUCUCGAGUGUCUGUAUAGUUCCCUAUUGCAUAGUCAUAGCUCUGUGCAGCGUCAGCGUUCUGGUAACCGUCGCUAUCGCCGUCGACAGACUAACUUCUCUGGCUCAACCACUCCGUUACAAGAAUAUCAUUACCCACAGCAGCGUCGAGAAAUAUAUCGCCGUUUUCUGGCUCUACUCUAUCGCUGUUGGACUCUCGCCUCUUAUUUACGGCCACACAAUGGGGUUCGCACAGUCGUCGCACAGCGGAAAUUGUCGUUUCAACGCAGCCGUUCGACCCCCCGUGCAAGUGUUUCUCGUCCUGGCUGUAUGGGCACCGAGUGCCCUUGUAUUGUUGGGUUGUUACAUGUACGUUUAUCUCGUCGCUCGUGCGCACGCACGAGCUAUAUACACCGUUGAAUUGUCCUUCAGGCACCAGACCCAAACCAUGGCUCUUCCACGUUAUGGUCAAACACUGGCUCUCACUGUCGGAGCUUUCCUCGUGCUCUGGCUACCGUUCCAGGCUUGCAUGCUGCUGGAUGUAUUUUGUGGUACGAAAAUACUCUCGGAAUGGGUGGUGGUAUGGCUAGGAUUGCCAAUACUGGGCCACAGCGCUGCAAAUCCUUGGAUUUACGCGUUUCAUCACGGGGAGAUGCGCGUAGCUGCGGCCAAAAUAGCCGAGGACGUGGUUACGCGUUUCGGAAUACAUCCGAGUCGUUACGGUUGUUCGCCGGUACGUCGUGGUUCGAACACGAAUUUCGAGCUGGCCGAGGUGAACAAAAGUAACGAAAUACGCCCGCCACCCGUCGAGGAUUGUUUCGCGGCGAAGCAUUUAACGACGUUUUAUCAACGUGAAAAAACAAAAUGCUCGCCCGGUGAAUUAUUCAGCAGCGACACUGACAUAUCGCCGGAGGGGAUCGAUCCCACCAGACGAUUUUCCAUCGGCAGCUUGACCGCCGAUAUCGUCGAGGAGGAUAUCCACGAUUUGACAAAUAUGCUCAAGCCUGAAUACGCGAUUGACCGGAACCAUUUGAUCGACUCGAAUCACAACAUCGACAAAAUAAGACAUUUGAAACACCUCUUAGAUCCAACCUUCAACAAGAUACGCCAGCUCAAAUGUCUGAACAGCAAACGUACUGGCGCCAAAACCCUCGACCAUCGACUCGACGAGCCCAAAUUCAUUUCCUAUCAGAAUCUCAAGAGCGACGAGGAUGCCAACAGAAUAAUUCGCCAAUUGAACACCAUGUCGGAUCCCACUUUGCACGCUGACAAUUCUCAUUCCAUCGACUGCAGCCAAGUUCUCACCGAAGGACUGUGCGACGAUGCGCUACUGUGUCGACGGAGAAACUCCAAUCUGUCCUCCAUGUCGGAUCCCAAUCUGAAAACUGCGCAGGCUAAUACUCCGGCGAUUGGAUCGACCAAAAUUGGGAGCCCGCGAGACCGCAACCGGGACAAAAAUCACGGCUACUCCGUGCACAGCCUCGAGCAUGAAAACUCCACGGGUAAAUCGACUCUGCAAUGUCGUAGAAUCGACACGCUCAGAAAAACCUGCGAUUCUCCGAACUCCGUAUCAGCCCUGAGGACCUUCGAACUGGAGGCUCCGCCAAACGCGACUUUAUUCAAAAUCGCUGAACAACAAAACUCUCACAGGAAAUAUUCCAACAGGCAUAUUACUCUCACUACGAACAAGCUCGCCAAUCUCAACUCGGACGAUCGGAAAGCGCGAAGAGCCAUCAAACAUUCGGCUCUCUCGAAAAACGGCAACGCCAGAUUGAGACAAGAAUUUUUGAAACACUCCGAAUCUAUAAGCGCCAUCGAGAAAAGCUUCCAUGCCAAACUGCCUGAACCUGGAGGGUUCAUGGACAACCUCGCUGUGCCGACCAUUCACUCCGAACCUUCCAGCCCCGUUCAACCACUUCCCCUUGACUCCGUUUCGGAGGGAGAACCACUCGCCAUAUUUUCUCACACUGAAAAAUAUGUUUCAUCGAGUCCAACGACGCGGGAUCCAUGGGCGUCGAUUUCGGUGACAAACAGAAGCCAGCAUCGCGAGACGUUUGUGCCAAGUCCAUCUCGGCUCUCGAACCCGAUGCCCCAUGUGCUAUUAAAUGUUGGUGAGAAGCAGGUUGAGUCGAGGUCCGGAGCGUGCCAUUCGCCGAGUAGAAUCGAGGACGCUUCACGAGCCCGAUCCGGUGGAUUGGUGCCCGAGGAAUUGGCUGCAGCGAUUCUUCUCAGCGCGGAAAAGGGCCGCGAGAGACGUCCCUCAGGCACGGUGUUCUCGGAGCACGAUUCAACGAGGUUCAGCUCACGACGACCGUCCGAUCUCAGGUGGUCCGAAUCGUCCAGGUCGCAGGAAGUGCUCUCGACCGUGAACGAUCGUCAGAAAUCGCCGUCCUCCUAUUCAGUGAAUAAUGUUAAAAGCUGCACAAGCGGAAGUGACUUUAACGACGUUACGUGUCUCGGGUCAUUCGCUUGUCCGGACGCCCUGACCUCGUCCUUACGGGAAUCCUUAUUCGAGCCCCAGUCCGUACCGAAUUCCGAAGUAUACACGUCGCUCGAAGACCUCGAGAAUCCGGAGGGCUUCUCGCCGGUAAUCGAGCACGGAAAAACAUCGGCGUCUUCGGUAAUGCCGAUGGUACAUUACUCCGUAUCUACUGUGAAUCUGGAACGACCGAAAAAUUACUUGAACUAUUGUGACGACAAUACCCAGAGCAAGUCCAGCGAAUCGGUACUGAAAAACCAUCACCGUGCUAUCCUGCGACUCGAGGCGUCCGUACAUCGAAGCAGACCUCGUGUCCGCCCUGGUAAAGACUGCAUUAUCCAAGAUUCACCGUUCAAGAGAAAUUCGAGACUAGCUCCACUGGCUCUACCAACGCCAAUGGAAAUUUGCACUCCGACGUACGACGCAGCCACUGAAAUAAAAGGAACUUCCGGUGUCGGUGUACGGGUGUAAAGUUCUCGUGCCGUACAACUUCCGUAUCACAUUUUUCUUAUCAUUUGAACCUCCAAUUAGGCUUCGAAUUGAAAGAAUUGUUGUUGUCUACUUAACUCGAGAUGCGCGUGAUUUAACGACAGCGUUUUCAGCAUAAGAUUCUGGAAAAAGAACUUCCGGCUCAUUUUUCAUUCUGAUGCAUCACGAAGAAAACAUUUGAAGGCUCAAUCUUCUAGGAGACGAAAAGUAGCCACCCCUAGCGGAUUUUGUGACCAGUUUUUUGUGGUCGGAAUCGAGCAAGUCGAUUUUGCAUAAAAAUAGGCCCGUCAUUCGUCGUCACAGUCGGAAUUCUCGAGUUCCCACUACGAUUUCUUGGUCGGAAGGAGCGACGUGAAUGCCCGAUGUCCAGCUCAGUCCGACCACAAAUUACUGGUCAACCUUUGUACAAAAACGAGCAGAAAACGGUCACAAAAUCCGCUGGGACAUGAUGAUUUGUUUAUGAGAGGUCGUUCAUGAAAUUCACAAAAUAGCAAAAAAUAGGGAACAAGAAGCAAUGGGUGUUGACAAACGAUUUAAUUUUCUGGAGUGCGCGACAGUGGACACUUCGGUUUUGACUUCCCAUCUCAAGUCCACGAACCCACCGAAUCGAGUUACCAAAUAAAAAACGUGUCGUUAACGAUCACCGACGUUUCAAAUCAUUUUAUGACCAAUCAGCAAUCGAAGGCACAGAGACUCGCGUACUCCCGAUUAUAAGAUCGAUGCAACAGAAAGAAAAAUGCUCGAGACAUCGAUGGUAUACACUGAGUUUAUUAAAAAAAUCGUCUGUCAGACUGGCGCAUGGGCGAAUAAAUAAAAAUAGGGACGAGCCCGAUGAACAGGGUUGGUCGCAGCAUUUGAAACUAUCAAAAAAUAUAGUUCAUACUCACGAAUUGUUCAUGAGCCAACAAUCAUUUUUAAAAUAUCAUUUUCAGUACGUUAUCGUUUUCUCCCAACUUCACUCGACUUGUACUCGAUCCACAAAUCUGCCCUCCCUUAUACCGACCUGAAAGAAAUUCGUUAAUUCGGAAAUAAUGAUUAAAAGUGAACGUCAGUUGGAGGAAAUUUCUAUGAGAGUUGUUAGAAGUUGCACAUUUUAUGAAAUUUUCACGAAACUCUUCGUUCUUUCAUGACAUGCUGUUCGAUGCAUACGAGUUCGUUCCAUGGCUAUGCGAAAAACUAUUUUUCCACGAAGCAAUGAGUAUUUCAUUAUACUUUUAAAGUGAACAGUUCAUAUUCCCAUUAUUCAACAUGGUUUAGAUAAGAAUUCAAAACUCAGCACCAAACUUCGUAUUCUGGAUUCAUUGGCAGAGCAAAAAGAGUGGAAAAGGUAGCAUAAAGAGCUCGUUUUCAACGCACAAAAAAAUUUUUCCAUCCAGACGACCACGUUUAUCGCGAUCACAGAUUACUCUCAAUCGUAUAGCUUCCACGAACUUAAUUUAAUAAAUAAGAAACGAGCACGGCGAAGGAACACAAACGUUUCAUUAUUUUACAGUUGUAUACAUUUACGAAGUUAUGAAACACUCGUUUAUCCAGGCAAAAUGAAGAGUACAAUUAUAGAUUAGUAACACGAGACAGACCGAGGAAUAAAUAUUCAAAACAAUUCUAUUGCUACCACAAUCAAAUAUCGAAUUUUCGGCGUUCCGCGUACGUACGUUAUUAUUCGCGAGAGGCUCGUUUAUCUGUGUCGUCAAAUUGCUGGACUGUGAUAGGGUAUGAGAAGGAAGAAAUGUAAACAAAACAUAAAUUAUAUAUUUAUACUACGAUUGGUACGGACCGGUCUCUAGUAAGGGUUUCAAUUCCUUACCCCAUCCGGAAAAAAAACUCAACGAAAUAAAAGAGAGAGAGACGAUGAUGGGAUACCUGAAGCAAGUAAUUUAUAGUUGAUGCCUUAAUAUGGUUUCAUCUGCGGAUAUUCAUUUGACGCAUGAAAUAUUUAUAUUACAUUAGAAAAAAAAUAUGGUUGAUAGAUGCAGUGUUCUCGAUAGUGCAAAGGCGAAUCUCGAAGAUUCUUGUUCGUAAAGUCGUUAGGGAGGGUGAAUCAAGAAAUAAAAAUAAUCAGAAUUUUAUAAAAUUUGGUGAUAACAUUCUUUGGCAUCAAGUAUACAAAUACAAUUUUUUUCAAAUUUUUUUACCACAU